This is a messenger RNA of Nezara viridula (southern green stink bug), 795 nucleotides long. The record is from the annotation of a GenBank genome assembly. NCBI's taxonomy places the organism in Eukaryota, Metazoa, Arthropoda, Insecta, Hemiptera, Pentatomidae.
CCUCUCUAUGCUUAUAUUUUAUACAUUUUUCAACUUUUUAAAAUAAAUUUAACUAAAAAAUAUUAUUUUAAUAUUUUAAAUAUUGUUAGUUGAAAAUCAAUUAUAGGUAGAAAUUUAGUUAACUAUAUAUAUUUUUUUUAUUCGUUGAUCAAUGCUUUGGCGGAAGUGCACACGUGCUACACUUUUCUCAAACUAACCUUUUAGGUUGAUCUCUGGGAGUAGGUUGUAGAGUCGGGCAAGUUAACUUAACCAACAAUUUUCCAAAAUGCCUUUCCAGAGGUUUGUUGAAACUGGAAGAAUCGCAUACAUUGCCGAUGGACCUUACAAAGGCAAGUUGUGUGCUAUUGUGGAUGUCAUUAACCAGACCAGGGCUUUAGUUGAUGGUCCUGAAACUGGAGUACCAAGAUGUGGUAUAAGAUUAAAUCAAUUACAUCUUACAAAAUUUAGAAUUCGUUUCCCAUAUACUGGUUCAACACGUGUUGUACGAAAAGCUUGGAAAGAUAGCAACUUAGAUGCUAAGUGGAAGGAAAGUGUUUGGGCCAAAAAGUUAGAAGCAAAAAAAAUAAGAGCCAAUAUGAAUGACUUUGACAGGUUUCGCCUUAAUAAUGCUAGGAGAACCAGGAGCAAAAUCACCACCAAUGCAUUUUUGAUUCUGAAGAAACAAGCUAAAAAGGCUAAAAAAACCGAAGUAAAAUCUAAAGACAAGAAACCAGAAGCUAAAAAGGUUUCUGCUAAGAAAGCAGAAAAAAAGAAAUAAACAUGUAUUUUUAAUAAACGAACUUUUGUUUUAAAAAA